UCCCCCGUGUAAGAGUGAGGUGGAGGAGGACAUUCCAGAAGCUGUCACCACAGAAAUUCCCAGGAAGAAUUCUGAAGAAAAUGUCAUGUUAUCACUACAGACUGAAGAUAUCAUGCAGCACUCUUCAGGAGAAAACUUAAUUACCCUUAAUUACCCUGUACAUCCAGGACUUCACAGUAGAGAUCUAUCAUAUAAUCCCCCUAAUCAUGAGGAAUGUUUUGACCAAUCAUAUAUUGUAACCUCAUGUACAGGUCAAAAAGGGGGUAAAAGGUUUCAAUGUGGUAAAGAGUUCACAAAAAGUUUAGGGCUUUCUACAUAUGGAUUUCACACAGGAGAGAAGCCAUACUCCUGUUCAGAAUGUGGGAAGUGCUUUACAGAUAAAUCAAAUCUUGUUAAACAUGAGAGAAUUCACACAGGAGAGAAACCAUAUUCAUGUUCACAUUGUGGUAAAUGUUUUACACAAAAAUCUAAUCUUGUUACGCAUCAGAAAUUUCACACAGGAGAGAAGCCAUAUGCAUGUUCAGAAUGUGGGAAAUGCUUUACACAUAAAUCAAAUCUUGUUACACAUAAAAAAAGUCACACAGGAGAAAAGCCAUAUGCAUGUUCAGAAUGUGGGAAAUGCUUUACUAAUACAUCAGAUCUUGGUAAACAUGAGAGACGCCACAAAGGAGAGAAGCCAUAUUCCUGUUCAAAAUGUGGGAAAUGUUUUAAACAAAAAUCAGAUCUUGUUAUACAUGAGAGAAUUCACACAGGAGAGAAGCCAUUUUCAUGUUCAAAAUGUGAGAAAUGUUUUACACAAAAAUCAGAUCUUGUUAUACAUGAGAGAAUUCACACAGGAGAGAAACCAUAUUCAUGUUCAGAAUGUGGCAAAUGUUUUACACAGAAAUCAAAUCUUGUUACACAUAAGAAAAUUCACACAGGAGAGAGGCCAUAUUCAUGUUCAGAAUGUGGGAAGUGCUUUAGAGAUAAAUCAAAUCUUGAUACACAUAAGAGACGUCACACAGGAGAGAAACCAUAUACAUGUUCAGAAUGUGGAAAAUGUUUUGCAGAUAAGUCGGGUCUUAUGAAACACGAGAGGAGAAGUCACACAGGGGAGAAGCCGUAUUCAUGUUCAGAAUGUGGGAAAUGUUUUACAGAUAGAUCAAGUCUUGUUAAACAUGAACGAAUUCACACAGGAGAAAAGCCGUAUUCAUGUUUACAAUGUGGGAAAGGCUUUUCAGAUAAAUCAAAUCUUGUUAUACAUGAGAAACGUCACACAGGAGUGAAGCAUUGACUUCUAACGUAAUAAAAUAUUUUAAUUAACUCCACCCCCUUGUGUUAUUGUAGAGAACUAAAUUAGGGAGAGACACUACUGCCGUUAGGACGAAGGGAAAAAAGAUUAACGUUAGACAUCAAUGCUUUCCUUACGUCCUACCAGCAGCACAAUAAUGGGGAAUUAACUAGAAGGGCUGAUUUUAGGCAUCUCAUUUAGGGCUGCCCACCACUGCAAGUUUAUUGGUCUAAAGUAUUUCAUAUGACUAAUGUUAAAACUGGUCUGAAUUGUCCUGCUUCAUUUGAUAUUGCGAUGCAUAGUGAGCUUGGUAAUUUGUCGUAAUUGGGGUGAAAGUGCACCCCGAUAUCACAUAUUCUACUUGCCAGAAUCACUGUCUCCAGAUUUUGGUGCUCUAACAAAGUGCCCAUUAAUGGUGAAUGGGAGUCCUUGGUGAGUAAAGUUAAAAGCCAUGAGAAAAUGUAUAAUCAUAGUAAGAAUCUGUCACAUCAAUGGAUAAAGAUAUGGGGUAGCUGGAUAUAAGUCUCUUCUGUCUCCCUUUUUUUUCCUCUCUCUCUUUCAUCUCUCUUCUGAAUGGCCUCGCUACAAAAAGAUUAGUGGGUGAGAUAUUUGUAAUGUUUUGAUUUGAAAUAGAUAAUUUUGUGAAUAAUAAAGUACUAAAAUAUUCU
Messenger RNA from Bufo bufo (common toad), 1938 nucleotides. Its product is annotated as zinc finger protein OZF-like. Lineage: Eukaryota; Metazoa; Chordata; Amphibia; Anura; Bufonidae. Gene Ontology annotation, cellular component: nucleus. The transcript has 2 exons. The record is from RefSeq and is a predicted model, not a curated record. Gene Ontology annotation, biological process: regulation of transcription by RNA polymerase II. Gene Ontology annotation, molecular function: DNA-binding transcription activator activity, RNA polymerase II-specific; RNA polymerase II cis-regulatory region sequence-specific DNA binding. The coding region runs from base 86 to 1273 and encodes 395 amino acids.